GGAAAGGGCUAUCCUGAUGUUGCGACUAGGCAACUAAUUAAAUUAUUUUGUGAUUUACAACCUAAAAUCAAAAUUUUGGGCUUCUUUGAUAGUGAUCCUCAUGGGAUAGAAAUUUUAAGUAUCUAUAAAUACGGGUCGCAGGCCAAAUAUUACGAUAAUGAAAAUUUGGCUGUCCAAAAUUUUUGUUGGAUCGGUUUGCAGUGCAGGGAUAGAAAGGAUUAUGAUAUCCCAGAUAGUGCACUAAUCAAAAUGAUGAGCAACGAUCUAAAAAAGUGCAGAGAAUUAUUAAAAAAUGAUAAUUUACCAGAGACCUGGGGGACUGAAUUAAAAAGGCUUUUAAAAUCCAAAAAGAAAGCCGAAAUUGAAUCGCUUUGUUAUAAUGAUAAUAACAAUAUGUUGAAUUAUCUAAUAUCAAAAGCUAAUAAUA
Entrophospora sp. SA101 is the source of this 427-nucleotide messenger RNA. NCBI's taxonomy places the organism in Eukaryota, Fungi, Glomeromycota, Glomeromycetes, Entrophosporales, Entrophosporaceae. The record is from the annotation of a GenBank genome assembly.